Paramuricea clavata is the source of this 930-nucleotide messenger RNA. The record is from the annotation of a GenBank genome assembly. NCBI's taxonomy places the organism in Eukaryota, Metazoa, Cnidaria, Anthozoa, Malacalcyonacea, Plexauridae.
AAUAAAUUUCUUAUCGUGACAUGUUCUGCAGCUGGUUGGGGAAAUCGGCUGCGAGAGCUACUUUGUGUUUUUCAUUUAGCGGUUAUUACAAAGCGAGUUAUCAUUAUUGAUUGUAAUCAACCUGUCCCACUGGAUAAAUAUCUACCACCACGAUACGUAAAGUGGAACUACAGGGUGAACGAGACAGGUUUGUCCAUUAGACAUGGUUAUGUAAUUGACUUCAAUGAAAUAAAGAAUAUUACAGACACAAAAGUCGAAAAAUUAUUGAAUUACUCCGUUGAAUUUAACCCUGGACUAAGAGGAAGUUUCUACAUAGCAUUGGCGAAUCUUAUUAAGUAUGAUUUACCUAUUUGGCCUAAUGUUCCUCAAAUGUUGGGAUGUGAUUUUUACUAUUUGUUCAAGAAGUCCGAUGUCUUGGAAAAUCGUUUGCGGCAAUUGAAAGCGGAACUAGGCUUCAUUGAUAAUAUUGUUUUAGGUAUUCAUAUCAGAGAAGGCGAUUCUGUAUUUCAUCACAACAAAGGUGACAAAAGAUACAAAAAUGCCGAAGAUAUUCGAAAUGCUUUUAACUGCGCAACGAAAGUCGAAAAUAAAAUCAAAGAUAAGUACAAUACGACGAAAAUAAUUUGGUUUUUAGCCGCCGACUCGGAUAAAAGGAAAACUUAUGCGAAGGAAAAAUAUGGUAGCAAAGUGAAAUAUUUGGAUGGUCCUAUUGAACACAUUGGACAUCCGAUGAAAGGAAACGAGGAUGCAGGACAAUUAACCAUGCUGCUCGAUUACUUCCUCAUGCAAGAAUCCGAUUUCAAACUAUAUACUUCACCGUCUACUUUUGACGAUGCUGUGGAAUAUAUAUCACUUGGAAAGCCAACUGUUAUGCAAUUGUUCUACAGAAACCAAUUGUCGUGUAAGAUGCCAAAAUCUUUAGAAAUUUAA